Galdieria sulphuraria is the source of this 1272-nucleotide messenger RNA. Its product is annotated as MYB-related transcription factor. The transcript has a single exon. NCBI's taxonomy places the organism in Eukaryota, Rhodophyta, Bangiophyceae, Galdieriales, Galdieriaceae. The record is from RefSeq and is a predicted model, not a curated record. Bases 148 to 1212 code for a protein of 354 amino acids.
GGCUUUUUGGAAAAAGAGUGUUUGUGCGCAAGUAUAUUGAAAAGAAACCAAGAAAAUUGUUACAACACUAGUACUGUUACUACUUUUACAUAACAAAUAUUGGUUCCAUCUUCUUGUAGAGUAGGAAGCCGUAUUGAUUAAACAGCAAUGGUUGUGGAAAAGUUGCGUGACCAUGUGGAAGAAAACCCCAAAAUGGUUGCCGGUUUGUCAAAAUCAAAUGAUAAGGAUGACACUUCCUGUGAUUCUGUGUGUUCGGUGUUUGAGAAAAUGAAACCAUAUUGGGUGAGAACAGAAGUGGAUGAACAAACACAACAUAUUCCAAUAUCGCCCAUAUCUUCACAGUCUUGUUUGUGUUCAAGUAACAAUAGUUCAUCAGAGGAUUCUCCUGUUGUUCAUUCGCCUAUGCUAAAAGUGAAGCAUGGAAUGGAGAUGCCAAUGAAUCGCUGUCAACAGUCUGAAGAAAGGAAUUGUCGUCUUACAAAUAACUCAAUAUUGAAUCCUUGCUUAUCAUCAUCUUAUCAAACAACAACAAUGUUUCAAGUUUCAUCACCAGAGAACAUGAUGCCUUUAGAAGGAAACCAGACCACGGUAAUGAAUAAUGGUUUCUAUCAAGCAGCGACUUAUAGUUGGUUCGAUAUGAGAACAUAUUUCAAUGCAAUUCGGUGGCAAACUCGAGUACCUUUCGAACAACAAGAAAACAGAAUGGAGCAGCUCAUGCAUCCCUUGUAUAAUUAUCAACCAACACGAACAAGGAUAUUGCCAACAGCAGAACCUGGUGACUUUUCAAAUAUUGGAUAUGGAUAUACAAAUGUCGCAAGAAGUGAUCAGCAAUCGAUGGAAAAUCAUCGCAUCAACAAGCAACAGGCUUUAUUGAGCAACCAUGAAAGUCACUCUUUGUGUUCAGAACCAAAAACGAUCAAGAAAAGGCAUAUCAAAUUGGAUGAUGGACGAAACGAGUCAACUUCAUCGGCAGGAAAAGCAAACAAACUGAAAAAAUGUAAAAGAGAGAAUUAUCUUCGUUUUGAACGUUGGGAAGAGGAAAACUUGCUUCGUGGAGUUGAAAAAUACGGUGUUGGGAAAUGGACAAGUAUUUUAAGAACCUUUGCUUUUCAGAAAAAGAGAAGUGCCAUAGAUUUGAAGGAUAAGUAUCGUAAUAUUGUGCGAGCAAAAAGGCGGGCACAUUUGGCACAGUUGAAUGCUAUGAAAUUAUAGGUGAGAUGUGGAAUAGAAUAUACUACUAACUUGAAUGAUAAUAAAGCAUUUUCAUUUUUU